GCCAUUGCGGGUUUUCGGAGUUCAGUGCUGGCUGCCGCUGAGGUUCAGUCAGGGAAAGAAAGCACGAACACCAACCGGCGGUCCGAACAACAAGCGUGGCGACAUAGCGUUUUAAGACCUCGAGUCCAACAGAAUCCCCACCUUCCCCUACUUUGGACCCUCAUCUUCGCCGUCCCGUAAGCUGUCUGGCUUCGACCUGUGUUGGGAAGCCGUAGCAAAGUAGCUGUGGGAGAUCCAGGACUCCGGGAGGAGUGAGCAGAGAGGAAACCGCCAUGGCUCAGAUCUUACCUAUCCGCUUCCAGGAGCACCUGCAGCUCCAGAACCUGGGGAUCAACCCGGCCAACAUCGGGUUCAGCACCCUGACCAUGGAGUCCGACAAGUUCAUCUGCAUCCGGGAGAAGGUCGGGGAGCAGGCGCAGGUGGUGAUCAUCGACAUGAACGACCCCAACAACCCCAUCCGCCGGCCCAUCUCCGCCGACAGCGCCAUCAUGAACCCCGCCAGCAAAGUCAUAGCACUUAAAGACGCGGCAAAAACGCUUCAGAUUUUUAACAUUGAGAUGAAGAGCAAGAUGAAGGCCCACACCAUGACGGACGACGUCACCUUCUGGAAGUGGAUCUCCCUCAACACCGUAGCACUUGUAACAGACAACGCCGUCUACCACUGGAGCAUGGAGGGAGACUCUCAGCCAAUCAAAGUCUUCGACCGGCACUCCAGUUUAGCAGGCUGUCAAAUCAUCAACUACCGCACUGACGCCAAGCAGAAGUGGCUGCUUCUUAUAGGCAUUUCUGCACAGCAAAACCGCGUAGUGGGUGCGAUGCAGCUGUACUCGGUGGACAGGAAGGUGUCCCAGCCCAUCGAGGGCCACGCCGCCAGCUUCGCUCAGUUCAAAAUGGAAGGCAAUGCCGAGGAGUCCACCCUCUUCUGCUUCGCUGUCCGAAGCCAAGCCGGAGGAAAGCUGCACAUCAUUGAGGUUGGGACGCCUCCAACAGGAAAUCAGCCAUUUCCAAAGAAAGCCGUGGAUGUGUUCUUCCCCCCUGAAGCUCAGAAUGACUUCCCCGUCGCAAUGCAGAUAAGCUCAAAGCAGGACGUGGUCUUUCUCAUCACCAAGUAUGGAUACAUCCACCUGUACGACCUGGAAACGGGCACCUGCAUCUACAUGAACAGGAUCAGCGGGGAGACCAUCUUCGUCACAGCCCCCCACGAGGCGACCGCCGGCAUCAUCGGGGUGAACAGGAAGGGACAGGUGCUCUCCGUGUGUGUGGAGGAGGAGAACAUCAUCCAGUACAUCACCAACGUGCUGCAGAACCCUGACCUGGCCCUGCGCAUGGCCGUCCGAAACAACCUGGCCGGCGCCGAGGAGCUCUUCGCCCGCAAAUUCAACAACCUCUUCGCCGGAGGGAACUACUCGGAGGCCGCCAAAGUGGCAGCCAACGCACCCAAGGGAAUUCUCCGCACUCCAGACACCAUCCGGAAGUUCCAGAGUGUCCCCGCCCAGCCUGGCCAGACCUCCCCCCUGCUCCAGUACUUCGGCAUCCUGCUGGACCAGGGCCAGCUCAACAAGUUUGAGUCGCUGGAGCUGUGCAGGCCGGUCCUGCAGCAGGGCCGCAAACAGCUGCUGGAGAAGUGGCUGAAGGAGGACAAGCUGGAGUGCUCAGAGGAGCUGGGAGAUCUGGUGAAGUCAGUUGACCCCACGCUGGCUCUCAGUGUCUACCUCCGAGCAAAUGUUCCCAACAAGGUCAUCCAGUGCUUUGCAGAGACUGGGCAGUUCCAGAAAAUUGUACUGUAUGCCAAAAAGGUGGGCUACACUCCUGACUGGAUCUUCCUGCUUCGGAACGUAAUGCGCAUCAGCCCGGAGCAGGGCCUGCAGUUCUCCCAGAUGCUGGUGCAGGAUGAGGAACCCCUGGCUGACAUCACGCAGAUUGUGGACAUUUUCAUGGAGUACAACCUGAUCCAGCAGUGCACGUCCUUCCUGCUGGACGCCCUGAAGAACAACCGCCCGACCGAGGGGCCCCUGCAGACCCGGCUGCUGGAGAUGAACCUCAUGCAUGCUCCGCAGGUCGCUGAUGCCAUCUUGGGGAAUCAGAUGUUCACGAACUACGACCGCGCCCACAUCGCCCAGCUGUGUGAGAAGGCGGGUCUGCUGCAGAGGGCACUGGAGCACUACACCGACCUGUACGACAUCAAGCGUGCCGUGGUCCACACCCACCUGCUGAACCCGGAGUGGCUGGUCAACUUCUUCGGCUCGCUGUCGGUGGAGGAUUCUCUGGAGUGCCUGAGGGCCAUGCUCUCCGCCAACAUCCGUCAGAACCUGCAGAUCUGCGUCCAGGUGGCGUCCAAGUACCACGAGCAGCUGUCCACCCAGGCCCUCACCGAGCUCUUCGAGUCCUUCAAGAGCUUUGAGGGCCUGUUCUACUUCCUGGGCUCCAUUGUGAACUUCAGCCAGGAUCCCGAGGUCCACUUCAAGUACAUCCAGGCUGCCUGCAAAACUGGCCAAAUCAAAGAGGUGGAGAGAAUCUGCAGAGAGAGCAACUGCUAUGACCCAGAGCGGGUCAAGAACUUCCUGAAGGAGGCCAAACUGACUGACCAGCUGCCACUGAUCAUCGUGUGCGAUCGGUUCGACUUCGUCCAUGACCUGGUCCUCUACCUGUACCGCAACAACCUGCAGAAAUACAUCGAGAUCUACGUGCAGAAGGUGAACCCCAGCCGUCUGCCUGUGGUGAUCGGAGGCCUCUUGGACGUUGACUGCUCUGAAGAUGUCAUUAAGAACCUGAUGCUGGUGGUGAGGGGGCAGUUCUCCACUGAUGAGCUGGUGGCUGAGGUUGAGAAGAGAAACCGACUGAAACUGCUCUUGCCUUGGCUGGAAGCCCGUAUCCAUGAGGGCUGUGAGGAGCCCGCUACCCACAAUGCCCUGGCUAAAAUCUACAUCGACAGCAACAACAACCCCGAGCGCUUCCUGCGGGAGAACCCCUACUACGACAGCCGUGUGGUGGGCAAGUACUGCGAGAAGAGGGACCCCCACCUGGCCUGCGUGGCCUACGAGCGCGGCCAGUGCGACCAGGAGCUCAUUAACGUGUGCAAUGAGAACUCCCUGUUCAAGAGCUUGUCCCGGUACCUGGUGCGUCGUAAAGACCCGGAGCUGUGGGCCAGUGUACUGCUGGAGAGCAACCCCUACAGGAGGUCCCUGAUCGAUCAGGUGGUGCAGACCGCUCUGUCCGAAACACAGGACCCAGAGGAGGUGUCCGUCACAGUGAAGGCCUUCAUGACCGCCGACCUUCCCAACGAGCUCAUUGAGCUCCUGGAGAAGAUCGUUCUGGACAACUCAGUGUUCAGUGAACACAGAAACUUGCAGAACCUGCUGAUCCUCACAGCCAUCAAGGCGGACCGAACCCGCGUGAUGGAGUACAUCAACCGUCUGGACAACUACGACGCUCCUGACAUCGCCAACAUCGCCAUCAGCAACGAGCUCUUCGAGGAGGCCUUCGCCAUCUUCAGGAAGUUCGACGUCAACACCUCCGCCGUGCAGGUUCUGAUCGAGCACAUCGGGAACCUGGACCGGGCCUACGAGUUCGCCGAGCGCUGCAACGAGCCGGCCGUGUGGAGCCAGCUGGCCAAGGCCCAGCUGCAGAAGGGCCUGGUGAAGGAGGCCAUCGACUCCUACAUCAAGGCGGACGAUCCGUCAGCGUACAUGGAGGUGGUGCAGGCAGCCAACCAGAGCGGAAACUGGGAGGACCUGGUGAAGUUCCUGCAGAUGGCGAGGAAGAAAGCCAGGGAGUCCUACGUAGAAACCGAGCUGAUCUUCGCUCUGGCCAAAACUAACCGCCUGGCAGAGCUGGAGGAGUUCAUCAACGGCCCCAACAACGCUCACAUCCAGCAAGUCGGUGACCGAUGCUACGAUGAGAAGAUGUAUGAGGCGGCCAAGCUGCUGUACAACAAUGUGUCCAAUUUCGGGCGCCUGGCCUCCACGCUGGUCCACCUGGGAGAGUACCAGGCAGCCGUGGAUGGAGCUCGCAAGGCCAACAGCACACGCACCUGGAAAGAGGUCUGCUUCGCCUGUGUGGAUGGGAAGGAGUUCCGCUUGGCCCAGAUGUGUGGGCUGCACAUUGUGGUUCAUGCAGAUGAGUUGGAGGAGCUGAUCAACUACUACCAGGACCGGGGCUACUUCGAGGAGCUGAUCACCAUGCUGGAGGCGGCUCUCGGCCUGGAGAGGGCACACAUGGGCAUGUUCACAGAGCUGGCCAUCCUCUACUCCAAAUUCAAACCGCAGAAGAUGAGGGAGCACCUGGAGCUCUUCUGGUCCCGGGUCAACAUUCCAAAGGUUUUGAGGGCCGCAGAGCAGGCCCACCUGUGGGCGGAGCUUGUGUUCCUGUACGACAAGUACGAGGAGUACGACAACGCCAUCAUCACCAUGAUGAACCAUCCGUCAGACGCCUGGAAAGAGGGCCAGUUCAAGGACAUCAUCACCAAGGUGGCCAAUGUGGAGCUGUAUUACAAAGCAAUCCAGUUUUAUUUGGAGUUCAAACCAUUGUUGCUGAAUGACCUGCUAGUAGUGCUUUCCCCUAGACUCGACCACACCCGUGCAGUCAACUUCUUUAGCAAGGUGAAGCAGCUUGCGCUGGUUAAGCCUUACCUGCGAUCUGUACAGAACCACAACAACAAGUCAGUCAAUGAAGCACUUAACAACCUCUUCAUCACAGAGGAAGACUAUCAGGCACUGCGCACAUCUAUAGACGCCUACGACAACUUCGACAACAUCUCGCUGGCCCAGAGCCUGGAGAGGCACGAGCUGAUCGAGUUCAGGAGAAUCGCGGCCUACCUCUUCAAGGGCAACAACCGCUGGAAGCAGAGCGUGGAGCUCUGCAAAAAGGACAAGCUCUACAAGGAUGCAAUGCAGUAUGCGUCGGAGUCGAAGGACACAGAGCUGGCGGAGGAGCUGUUACAGUGGUUUCUGCAGGAGGAGAAGAAGGAGUGCUUCGCCGCCUGCCUCUUCACCUGCUACGACCUGCUGCGACCCGACGUGGUCCUGGAGACCGCCUGGAGGCACAACAUCAUGGACUUCUCCAUGCCUUACUUCAUCCAGGUGAUGAGGGAGUACCUGAGCAAGGUGGACAAGCUGGACGCCUCGGAGUCGCUGAGAAAAGAGGAGGAGCAGGCCACCGAGACGCAGCCCAUCGUUUACGGCACGCCCCAGCUGAUGCUCACAGCAGGACCCAGCGUGCCGGUCCCGCCUCAGCAGGCCUACGGUUACGGCUACACAGCUCCGGGGUACGGGCAGCCCGCCCCGCCCCAGCCAGGUUUCGGCUACGGCAUGUGAGGCCCUUCCGCCCGGAGUUGUCCGCUCGUCUCUCCUUAAGUUCCUCACCAGCUCAUUACGGUCUUCUACUCACGACAGGGGAUAUUGUACAAACAAGCAAAACUUCUGCUUUUUUAUUAUUGUUAUUAUUAUUAUUUCCUUUAAACUUUCAUGAAGGACUCCAUAUUAUUUCUAUGGUUUAAGGAAAAAAAAUUGGACCACAAGGUUUUCUUUUUUUAACAUUCCAUUUUUACUUACAUAUUGCUAGUAUGGUUUUGUUUGUCCUGUUUUUUUUUUUUGUUCUGUUUUUUGGUUUUUGUUUUUGUUUAAUUUUUGUUUUAAAGGGGAAAUGUUUGUGUACUGAAGAGGGCUUGUGAGAAGAGCGAGCCUUCUUAAGGUCUGUUCUGAAGCAUCCAAUUUGCACUCUGUAGUGAGAAGAAACCA
Messenger RNA from Megalops cyprinoides (Indo-Pacific tarpon), 5735 nucleotides. RefSeq names its product clathrin heavy chain 1-like. The transcript is spliced from 33 exons. The record is from RefSeq and is a predicted model, not a curated record. The coding region runs from base 273 to 5312 and encodes 1679 amino acids. Gene Ontology annotation, cellular component: spindle; clathrin coat of coated pit; clathrin-coated endocytic vesicle. NCBI's taxonomy places the organism in Eukaryota, Metazoa, Chordata, Actinopteri, Elopiformes, Megalopidae. Gene Ontology annotation, biological process: mitotic cell cycle; receptor-mediated endocytosis; intracellular protein transport. Gene Ontology annotation, molecular function: clathrin light chain binding; structural molecule activity.